This is a messenger RNA of Zea mays, 1051 nucleotides long. RefSeq lists its product as uncharacterized. The transcript is spliced from 3 exons. NCBI's taxonomy places the organism in Eukaryota, Viridiplantae, Streptophyta, Magnoliopsida, Poales, Poaceae. The record is from RefSeq and is a predicted model, not a curated record. The coding region runs from base 198 to 827 and encodes 209 amino acids.
UAUUUGUUCAUGAUUAAAUCAUGUAACAUACAUCAAAGUAAGGUGGCUAAUUUUUUAUACAAUAUUACUGAUGCAUAAUAUCGACUUGACUCCGAAUGUUAUUAAUUAAUAAUGUACGUACGAUUUUUUCCCAAAAUUAAUAAUUGUUAUCAUGUUACUACCAGAUCAGAGACAAGCUAAUAUUCUUGCCUUAACAAAUGACUACACAAGAUAUUUAUCCCUACCGGCGCUCGGCGCUCCAGCUCGUCGUAGGUUCCUUCGCCGCGGCCAUGGAUAAAUCACCAAGAUCAAUUCCUAUCGGAUCUGGACCUGCUAGGGCCGACACAAGCAAAGAUGUCGCAGUAGUUGCAGAUGGGAUUAGGCGCACAGGCAUCGUCGACACGAGCAACAUUGAUUAUGGCACUAGUAGAUUACGUCCGCGCCAUCGAUUAUGUAGGACACAUGAUCCGGCGCAGAGAUAUAAUCAAGUUUGGGAUGGUCUUUUAGACGCCAUUAGACAGAUGCAAUUAUCUGCCGAUGAGUUGAGGAAGUUGAGCCGCCGCAAUCAUGUGCCUGAGUAUUAUGAUAUGGUGCACAAGAAUGCAUUGGUUAAUGCCAUGAGUGAUGUUACUGAAAUUGCAAAAGGUCUAGACACUAUGAGCAGGGAUUUGGAGGAAGUUCUUAUUGGUCCGCAACCUCUACUUGAGGAUUACGAAGCCCUUGGAAUGUACGAUGAUUUCAAAACUGAUGUUCAUUGUGAUUGUACUGAGCUGUGUGGUUCGGAUGAAGACAACUCUUCUUUUGACUCGGAUGAGAUCCCUGAUCGCCGUAUGAAGGGCCCUAUCUGAGCUAUUUGUCUGUGAUAGAGUCGCCUCCUCGACAAUAGCCAUGUAUUUUUAGUUCAACUUGGUUUCGGCCAUGAUUGUUUUGGCCAUAAUGUAUCUUCAACUUGUAGUUCAUGAUGUAUCUUCAACUAUUUGUGCCCAGUUUAAUGAAUUCAGCUUAUUCCAGCUUGUACAUUGAUCUAAACAUUAUUUCAGAAUAUGCUCCUUUCAAGUUUGUACAUGUAUUU